Messenger RNA from Colletotrichum chrysophilum, 429 nucleotides. RefSeq lists its product as uncharacterized. Lineage: Eukaryota; Fungi; Ascomycota; Sordariomycetes; Glomerellales; Glomerellaceae. The transcript is spliced from 3 exons. Gene Ontology annotation, cellular component: cytosol. The record is from RefSeq and is a predicted model, not a curated record. Bases 1 to 429 code for a protein of 142 amino acids.
AUGGCGAAGGGCCUGGGCGGUGGAUAUGCCCCUGUCGCAGGUUUGUUGAUGAAUCACAGAGUUGCCGAUGCUCUCACAAGCGGCACUGGACAUCAAGGGGCUCUCCUUGAGAAACUCCUGCAUGAACACCUUGACGAACACCCUUAUGUGGGCAACAUCAGAGGAAGAGGCCUCUUUUGGGGGAUCGAAUUUGUGUCCGAUAAAGCGACGAAGGAGCCAUUCCCGCGGUCCUUUGAUAUAGCUAAUAAGGUGCAUCUGAACGGCCUCAAUGAGUUCGGUAUCAGCCUCUACCCAGGUAACGGUACAAAGGAUGGAACUCUGGGGGACCAUGUUCUGCUUGCUCCCGCAUAUACCAGCACGGCGGCAGAAAUCGAGGAAAUAGCCGCAAGGACGAAGGACUCCAUCCUUUGCACGUUCCAAGACCUUUGA